GUGAACUUCAACCUACUGUUCUGGUUCUUCCUCUUCGGGGCUGUCAGCGUCUACGCAGGCACCUGUACUAUCCAGCCGCAGUCCAACCUCGAUAGUCGUAUCAACUCGGCCUUCGUCAAAAGAGCAAAGGAUCAAUGUCAAAGUGCCGGUGGAAGCCCUAAGCAAGGCAACUCUGCCUCAGUAUCGUGCACUUUCCGAGGCGACGCGCCCAACUCGUUCCAGAGGACUUCAAAUUUUCGAGUGAACGCGAACGGGCGCAACGUUGAUGUGCGAGCUAAGGUGAAUUGCAGCAAGCGUUGA
Messenger RNA from Colletotrichum orchidophilum, 300 nucleotides. RefSeq lists its product as uncharacterized. The annotation marks the transcript as partial. The record is from RefSeq and is a predicted model, not a curated record. NCBI's taxonomy places the organism in Eukaryota, Fungi, Ascomycota, Sordariomycetes, Glomerellales, Glomerellaceae. The transcript has a single exon.